GCUCGGGAUCAUUUAUUGUUUUGAAAAAAUAUUGCUUGGAAAAUUGAAAUCCUUUAAAAUAAUUCAAUUUAAUUAAGUUUUGUGGUGAAAUGAGUGGUUAUUCAAUUAUAGAGUAUUUUGGAGGAAGUAAUGACGGUAAAUGUGGAUACUGUAAGCAGACAGGAAACUAUAAUUCUCAUGGCUUUUGGGCUCAUUCUAUGAAUGUUGAUGACUAUCAGAACUUAAUUGAUAGAAAUUGGCGACGAUCUGGUCAGUACUGUUAUGUCCCAAAUAAUAAAAAUACGUGCUGUCCAAUGUACACUAUUAAAUGUGAUGCCAUGAGCUUUAAACUGUCAAGAAGUCACAAGAAAGUUCUUAAGAAAGUCAAUAGAUUUCUACGUGAUGGAAGCAAAGAAAAAAGCCGUACUAAGAAUCAAGAUAUCCAGUCAGGUAUUUCUGAUGAACCAACACCAUCAAUGGAGCAUACAAGCUUAGAUGUAAAAGAAUUGUCGUCUAUCGCCAAAAGUAAAGAGUCCACAGAGAAAGUUAAGCCGAGGACAACGUCAGAAAUGUCAAUUGAUGACGGAACUAGUCAUUCAACUCUUAAAUAUAAUACUUUGAAAUCUGACGUUGCACAAAAGUCAUUGCGUCCAACAAAAAAGAAGUUUAUACGUCUAGAGAGAAAAAUAGCAAAGCUAGCAGCCAAAGGACUGACAUUAGCUGAUGUAAAGCGAGUUAACAAGAGCAAGCAGAAGACUCUUGAAGAUUUUCUUGCAGAGGAACCGACUAAUGGAAAGCAUAAGUUACAGGUAAAGCUCGUUCGAUCAACUGAAGGUGCUACCGACUCAAUAUUAGAUUUAUUUCAAUCGUAUCAAAUGAAAAUUCACAAUGAUCCGCUUGAAAAAAAUUCAAGACGAAGCUACGAGCGAUUUCUUGUCAAUUCCCCACUUCAGCUCCGAAAAGAUGAUAACUCACCGCCAGAUGGAUAUGGCUCAUUUCACUACCAAUAUUAUAUGGACGGAGAAUUAAUUGCUGUCGGAGUCAUUGACAUCCUGCCUUUGUGCAUCUCGUCUGUUUAUUUCUACUAUAAUCCAGACUAUAGUUUCUUGUCACUUGGAACGUACGCGUCACUUCGCGAAAUUGCCUUGGUUCGACAACUUUCAAAGUCGUGUCCUCAAUUAAAACAUUAUUAUCUCGGAUUUUAUAUUCCGACAUGUCCAAAAAUGCGCUAUAAAUCGAACGUGAAGCCUUCAUAUUUAUUAUGUCCUGAAGUAUUCACUUGGCAUCUUCUUGAUGAGAAUUUGACAAAGGAAAUUGAUUCUGUUAAAUAUUUAAAGAUCAAUAAAACGGAAACAGACAAAGAAGCAGUAACAAAUGAUGAUUUGCUGAAUGUUAUGGUCCUAGCUGAUAGAACUGCCAUGAAAUAUAAAGAUUAUAAAAAGGUAAGUUCAUUAAAUUGGCUCAAAAAGAUGAUGAAGUCAAAGAGAAAGGGUUCAGACGAUAGCCAGGAAAUCAUGGAAUAUGCAUCAAAAGUUGGUAAACAUUUAUCACAAAGCAUGCUCAUCUUCCGAUGCUGAACAUGUAUUAUUAGCAUGAAUUUAUUAUUAAUUAACGUAAUUAACUUGUCGAAUAAAAUUAUAACAAUUAUUUAAAAUGCGAUUAAUUCUAGUAAAAUUGCGAUAGUUGUGCCACUUAUGGCUUAUUCUUUUCAUCACUUUUACUAUCACUCUGUCCUUCAUUCCACUUUUGCACUUCACCACUACCAAAUGCUAUGAAGAAUAAACCCGGAAGAAUGUAAACGAAAGCGCCAAUGAUAAAUAUCCAUUGCCACUCGUCCAUUG
This is a messenger RNA of Chironomus riparius, 1820 nucleotides long. Lineage: Eukaryota; Metazoa; Arthropoda; Insecta; Diptera; Chironomidae. The record is from the annotation of a GenBank genome assembly.